This is a messenger RNA of Batrachochytrium dendrobatidis JAM81, 873 nucleotides long. RefSeq lists its product as uncharacterized. The record is from RefSeq and is a predicted model, not a curated record. Gene Ontology annotation, molecular function: protein dimerization activity. NCBI's taxonomy places the organism in Eukaryota, Fungi, Chytridiomycota, Chytridiomycetes, Rhizophydiales. The coding region runs from base 235 to 873 and encodes 212 amino acids. The transcript has a single exon.
UUCAAAUAGUCAAUAUAUCGCAUUGUGAUUAACCAUUUCCAUCUGCGUUGAACUUUGUCAACCUACAUUACUUGUUUGAUACUUUAUUUCUAUCUACUCAUUAAUUGUUGGAUUGCUGCUGUCAUUGCCUUUUGGAUCGUCUGUUCUUGAAUCUGUAUAGUGUCCAAACCUGUUGGUCACCACUAACCAUUUCCAAAGUAUCGUUUGCACAAUCCAUAGUACAGUUUGACCUGAAUGAAUCACAGUAUGAGCGACACCCGAGAGUCUCGCGAUAGACGACGCAAGGCUACACAUUCAGCCAUUGAGCGUCGAAGACGAGAGCGCACAAAUGACAAAAUUGCACAGUUGAAGGACAUGCUGCCUUCAUGUGCUGGUCGAUCAGGAUUGCAUAAGCUGACAAUACUAGAAGAAGGAAUUCAGUAUACUCGCAUGCUGGAGGGUCAGAUCCGAGAGCUGCAGUUGAUGGCUGCAAGAGUACCUUUAUUGCAGUCUAGAUCUGCAAUGGAAGCAGCAUCGCCUGCAGUCACAUCCAAAGUCAUGUGUAUGCCAUCAGGACCAGCAUCAAUGCCAACAUGUGCCAAUAUCAAACUGGAAGACACCGCAGAGUCACACGAGUCGUAUCGAUCCAAUGAUCGCCGUGCAUGUCAUUCACUGGGCACAUUGACUACACCAGUUGAUCAGUACCAUCUCGACACGAACCAUUCACUGGGCACAUUUGCUACAUUAUGCUCUGCAUCAAAGAUGCUGCCUUCGCCUGCAUGUUCGCAGAGACAAGCAUCUCCUUUUUCGGAAAUUGCCGGUAUAUGUGACUCCUCUUCCAGCACUCAUAGUCCAUGUGCAGAGAUCAUGUCGCUUGGAUCAAUUCUGUCGUAA